UAGAUCAUUUUUUGUUAUUCCAAACAACAGUUUAAUUAAUAAAGCUGGACUUAUUGUUGAAAUCCUAAUGGACAGCAUAGAUGUUAUUAAAAAGUUCAGAAGCUUAAUUGUACCUGGAAACACUAUUCACAUUGACGGUGGAUUUAUAAAAAAGAAAGAUGUUGCAAAGUCAAAUAGCAGUACUGAUUUUGAUCUCAAGCUAAUGUCUAAUACGCAAGUCAACUUGAUUAAAGCUGUUCCUGAAUUUAUUCCAGUAAUUAAAAAACAUGGAAAUUUUACUGUGACAACAAUUGAAAACAGUGUAAAGCACCAUGGAAAAAUUGAAAUAAUAGCAUAUAUGAAGCAAAAAAUAGCAAGAUCGUCAACACCAUCUGGAGACAUUAAUCAAGGCUGUCUAUCGGAUUGCAAAUUGUACAAAUUAGAGAUACGAAUGCCAAUUGUAUGUGACAUGAGUUUUCGGUAGGAAGUCAUGUCAGGUUAACAGGUACUAUGAAAAAUAUACAUAAUCAACCAUAUUUGAGGGUAAUGGCAAAAGAAGAUAUUCGUCUGGAAUCUGAUGAAAAGAAAAGUCUUGUGGAAUUAUUAAAAGGUGUCAAAUCCCCAAAACGGAUUUUGCAAGACAUCAAUAACUACAUUCCUACCAAAA
Phymastichus coffea is the source of this 646-nucleotide messenger RNA. RefSeq lists its product as uncharacterized. Bases 68 to 463 code for a protein of 131 amino acids. The transcript is spliced from 4 exons. The record is from RefSeq and is a predicted model, not a curated record. Lineage: Eukaryota; Metazoa; Arthropoda; Insecta; Hymenoptera; Eulophidae.